Dentiscutata erythropus is the source of this 267-nucleotide messenger RNA. Lineage: Eukaryota; Fungi; Glomeromycota; Glomeromycetes; Diversisporales; Gigasporaceae. The record is from the annotation of a GenBank genome assembly.
AUGGAUUUUCCCAGGCAGCUUAAUGUUCGACGUGCUGUUAGUUGUAGAAUUAAACUUGGAGAUUUUUCUGGUAUACCGGAACAAGUUCUUCGUAUUGUGCCAAUGAUUGGGCCUUUACAUGUAUCUUUGAAUAGUCGUGAAUCUAAGUUUGAGCGGGUAAAAGAUCCAGAAGCUAGAUAUUUGAUUAACCUUCUGGAUAAUUUUAUUCCAUUGGUUUUGGACUUUUAUCCCGUAAUCUUUCGUAGUGGAAAUUGGCCAGCUUAUUGA